Messenger RNA from Odocoileus virginianus texanus, 986 nucleotides. The record is from RefSeq and is a predicted model, not a curated record. Lineage: Eukaryota; Metazoa; Chordata; Mammalia; Artiodactyla; Cervidae.
CGAGGUCCGGCCUGGCGCAGGACGCUGGGAGCACAGCUGCCGUCACUGUGAUAAAGCGGGCGUUGGAACUGGAGGCCGAGUCCCGGUACCCGCAGGCUCUGGUGUGUUACCAGGAGGGGAUCGAUCUGCUCCUGCAGGUUCUGAAAGGACCAAGGCGAACCAUGCCAAAGGACAGGAAAUCCGUGGAAAACUUAGGAAACACUGCCUGUACCAAAGAGAAAGCCUGUUUGGAAUCUUGAGAGUCUAUUUUUUAAUUUGUAGGCACCAAAGAUGAAACAAAGAAGUGUAAUCUCAGAAAAAGAAUUUCUGACUACAUGGAUAGAGCAGAACACAUAAAGAAAUACUUGGACCAAGAAAAAGAAGCUGGAAAAUAUCACAAGCAAAUUAAAAUAGAAGAGAAUGCAACAGGUUUCAGCUAUGAGUCCCUUUUUCAAGAAUACCUGAGUGAAACAGUUACAGAAGUUUGGAUAGAAGAUCCUUAUAUUAGACACACACAUCAGCUGUAUAACUUCCUUCGAUUUUGUGAGAUGCUGGUUAAGAGACCAUGUAAAGUAAAAACUAUUCAUCUUCUCACCUCUCUGGAUGAAGGCACUGGGAAAGAGCAGCAGAGUAGUGGCCUGGAAGAGAUAAAACAGUCACUCAGGAAUCACGGAGUGCAUUUGGAACUAGAAUAUUCUUCUUCAAUACAUGACCGAGAAAUUAGGUUCAACAAUGGAUGGAUGAUUAAGAUUGGAAGGGGACUUGAUUAUUUUAAGAAACCACAGAGUCGUUUUUCCCUUGGAUAUUGUGAUUUUGAUUUAAGACCAUGUCAUGAAACAACAGUGGACAUUUUUCACAAUAAGCACACGAAAAAAAUAUGAUGGAUAGUAGCCUAACUUACAUAUAUAUUUAUACUUUAAAUGAAUGUUGGGUUUUUUUUUUUAAACUUUGGACAGAUCAUUCCUAUAAUGUAUGAAUUUAACAAUAAAUUUUUAUAUUUCUACUAA